GUCAAGUUAGACCCGGCCAACUAGUCAGCCGACAUUUGAGCGUUCAAACUAGCUCCGCUAACUCGACCGACUGGCUGCUAGCCGCUAGCUGUUAGCUCCACGUAUUAAUGGAAGCCAGCUGUAUUGUUGCUAAAUCGCUGAAUAAAUAAAUCGCUAAGGUUAAAGCUUUUUACAUUGUUGGAGUCGAGCGCUGGAUGCCAAGGAGUUUGGCUAUUCUUGUUUUUCGAAAACUUGAAGGUAACAGUCGAUAGUCGUGGCUAUUUCUACGUGGAAGGCGCGAAUUUUGAAAUCGAUGGGCCCGGAAUAAACAAAGUCGUUUUGUUUAAUUCAAGAGCGCUAGCUGGCAUUUUCCGUAGAAAGGAAGUGGCUUGGAGUUCGAUAGACGGGCACUGUUGCUGUUACGCGAACGAGAAAUUGCAGAGCAGUUUUUAUCUUGUUCGUUAACACAUGUAAUGACUUUGUAUCUUUCGAUAGUUCCUCAAAGAAAGAUAUUUCAAGUCAUAGAGCAGAAAGUGAAUAGCAAGUUCGUGUAGUAUUCAGUGUAGUCAGUGAGUACUCGCAUUAAGAUUGUGGUUGAGUAAGUCCAGACCUUUAUUCGGAGUGAUUGCGUUUAAUCAUCAAUUUAUCCAUCCGAAAUGGGAUUGAUCUGAAAAGCCCAUCAAGGGAAAUUAAGAUUACUCAACACAAAUUAAUAUGAUGGUGUCAUCGUGCGGUUAACUAAUUAUCAACGUAAAAUUGCAAUUGUGUUUUUCCGUCUCAAUUCUCCAAGUAAUUGGAAAAGUGUGUGUCCAGUCAUCUGAAUUAGAGCACCUAUGGGAAGAAUAAAUGUCGGGAGUGCUAGUGGCGAAAUUAUGUUGUGUUUUGUCCAAGGUAUAACUGGAAAUCGUCCGGUAAGAUGUAACAGUUAUGAAGAACCGCCGACAUCAGCAGCGACUACGACUAAACGAAAAUACGUUUUGCUGAAAUCCAGAUCGACAAACAGUGUUGGAUUCGGCAUUAGGUCAGCACCUAGUUCGCCUAUGGCACCAUUACAAGGUCAAUCUGAAGCUCAUGGGCAAAGUGUAAUAAGCUUGAAUGCAGUACCACAAUCUCCUAGUCACCAAAGCGCAGGAAGCAAACUAGAUUCUAAAUCACUAAAGCAUUUAUCAGCACCAGUGACGGCGUCUUCAAACCGAAGUAUCAGUCCUCAUCCACAAAAAUCUUCAUCGUCAUCAUCGAAAAAUGACCCACCCCCCGAAAAAGAAAAGGAAAAGAAGAGGAAGGAGUUAAGUAGCUCCAGACAGAAAAAAUUCCACAGGCAUUUCCAGCAGGUGUCAAAAGAUGAAAGGGUUAUUAAUUAUUAUUCCUGUGCAUUAGUCAGCGACAUUCUGUUGCAAGGUCAUUUGUACAUUACGGAAAACUACUUUGCAUUUUAUUCAAACGUUUUCGGUUUUGUUACAAAGUUGCUCAUCCCAACUGCCUCUGUAGUGCGAAUAUCAAAAGAAAAAACCGCUAAGAUUAUCCCCAAUGCUGUUGGCGUAGCAACAGCGGAUGAACGUCAUGUUUUUGGUAGUUUUAUGAGCCGUGAGGCAGCCUUCCGUUUGAUGUGCAGCGUAUGUCAACCACUAGAACCAGUUGAGAUUAUACCGAAAGUUCCUGAUAUUGAGGUAUCCGAAGAAUGCUCAGUCGAAGACGACAGUAGUUGUUCGAUUAGUGGCAAUGAAAGUCCACCACAAGCUGUUGAUUCUACCUCUGAUGCUAGUCAAUCAUUGCGGCAGCGUGCAAUAACUUCCAAUUUUCCACCAACAGAUAGUGUUGAUGGCGAAGAAAAGACAGACAUUCCGCGAGACGCUAAUUCAGUUACCGCAGCAAAGCCAACACCUUCAACAGCAACAUCAAACAUCCCUACCAAAAUAUCGAAAUCACCACCACCUCGAAUUAUUCCCUCACGAACAUUCAAGUUGAAAUUCCCAACAGAUUUUCACAUAGUUUACAUAGGUGUAGUUUUAACGUUAAUCCUAACAAUGUUCUCGGCAUUCCUCUUAUAUAGGAUAUUAGAUUUUGAAGCCAAAAAUAAAAAUCAUUCUAAUUUGAAUUUUAAAUGGGGAUCGGGAAAUGAUGUGGACGAAAUUUAUGCUGAAGCUCUCCGAUGGCAGAAAGAAAUGCAAACGAGGAGCACAGAAGAAGCUCAAAUUAUACUUAAUUCAAAUUUAGAGCAAAUAGCAAGGGUACGACGAAACCUAGAAUCAUUAUCCUCACUUAUCCAUGACCGGAAACUGCAACCAUCACAAUCGUACGAAGACGAUGGCGAUGGUACAUUCAACACUAUCAAAAGAGGCUACAACUACAAUGCUAGAUCGGCCACGCCGGAUCUAGCGUCGAGAGAAGCAGUGGACAGCAACAGUGAUUACGGGGCUAGUCCCUAGCUACUUUUAACCAUCUUUACGCCAUACUGCUAGAUAUUUAAUAGUAAAGUAGAUGUAUAGGUAUUUAAGAAAGCAAUUAUGUUGUUCUGCAUAAAGUUUUCUUCUAUGUUCGAACAAUAGUAAUAAUGAUAACAAAUGAUAAUAAAUUUUAACUUCCAUUUAACAAGUAUCCAAAACUUAUAAGUAAAACUGUGAAAGUUGGAGCAAACAUUAGCAGAAAUCCGAGCAAAGUGAGAAAGGCAAACACUAUGGGAAGUUAAAUUGAAAGACAUUCAAGUUUAAUCCAACCAAAUGGAGGAGAAUUUGUUAUUUUAAUCGGGAAAAUGUGAAAUAAAUGGAGAACAGCCUUAGCAUUUGUGCUAGAUAUGGUGAAAAGUUCAGACGUAUCCAGUAAAGUAUUAUAUUCGCCAGAAUUUCCGCUUGGCGAGUAAGUUCAUCGGGUACACACACUAUUGUUCUCCAAAUCUAUUUUACAUUUUCUUGUCAAUGGCAUAAGCUAAAAACUUAACAAAAUUAACUUAAAGAUAUUUACUUAAAACGCGAAAUUAUAAAACUUUUUAUCUAUAA
Molecule: messenger RNA, 2972 nt
Organism: Hermetia illucens (black soldier fly)
Lineage: Eukaryota; Metazoa; Arthropoda; Insecta; Diptera; Stratiomyidae
Product: GRAM domain-containing protein 2B-like
Exons: 8
Coding region: 813-2405 (530 amino acids)
Biological process (GO): intracellular sterol transport
Cellular component (GO): plasma membrane; endoplasmic reticulum membrane; endoplasmic reticulum-plasma membrane contact site
Molecular function (GO): sterol transfer activity; sterol binding
Source: RefSeq, a predicted model, not a curated record